GGUGCCUUGUUAAUACACUUACACGUAAAAUAUAGUGUACAUGUACAGUGUACAUGUAUAGUGCAGAUGACUUUUAGUGCACUAAGUAUACACAAGCGGGAAAAAAAAAAAUUAUCAUUAAUGAUAAUUAUUUAAUGGUUAUGUUCACUACUCAAUCAUUAUUAAUUCUGGUAUCAACAAAAAAUAUCUAAAUUUACUGAAAUUAUAAAAAAUCAUUGAAAUUUUUGAAAAACAGUUCUAGUAAUUAGAUUCACGCUAUAAACCUUAAAUAAGUUCGAUAAAUUUUCUGUAAGAUUAACCAUGGAUUCAUCAAACAACACAGGAACAUUUGAAGCUGAAGAAAUAAAAAUUCCAGUGCCAUGGGGUCAUAUCAGUGGAAAAUUAUGGGGUCCAAAAAAUGUACAACCUAUCGUGGCUUUGCACGGUUGGCAAGAUAAUGCAGGCACUUUUGAUAAACUAGCACCAAUACUUGCACAGCAAUAUGCAAUUCUAAGUAUUGAUCUUCCUGGCCACGGUUUUUCAUCUCACCUCAAUAAAGGAUCUUUUUAUUAUGUAUUUUGGGAUGGAGUUGUACUUGUUCGUAGAAUCGUUAAACAUUUCAAAUGGAGUAAGAUAAAAUUACUUGGGCAUUCUCUGGGUGGUGCCAUUGGAUUUCUCUAUGCAGCAUCUUAUCCAGAUGAAGUUGAUCUUCUGAUAAGUCUUGACAUUGCCAGUCCAACUGUAAAAACUAUUGAUAAAGUUGUCGCUUUGACAAAAGAUAAUGUUGAUAAAUUUCUCAAAUAUGAACAACUCACAAAAGAGUCGACACCAACUUACAAUUAUGAUGAAAUGCUCGAUAUUGUCAUGGAUGCUUAUGGAGGUUCUAUUACUCGAGAAAGUGCGGAAAUUUUAAUGCGACGCGGUACAGAGCCUUCCUCGACUCCUGGCAAGCAUUUAUUUACUCGAGAUCCGCGAUUAAAGGUAUCACUUCUUGGUAUGCUUUCAAUUGACUUUACCUCUGCAUACGCACAACAAAUAAAAUGUGCAUAUUUGAAUAUCCGCGCUGUACCAGGCCUUAAGUUUGAUUAUCCUGAACAUUAUCAAGAAAUUAUGGAUAUUAUUAAGAGCAAAGCGAAAACAUUUGAGUAUCAUCAAGUUCAAGGAAGUCACCAUGUUCAUCUCAACGAACCUGAAAAAGUCGCACCAAUUAUUAAAAACUUUUUAAAAAAUAUAAAUGAACGAAUUUAGCCAUUAUAAAAUUUGUUUAUUAUUGAAUCAAAAUUAGUUACAAUUUUUAAUUAAUUAUUCCACUGUGGUAGUAAAAAUUUUCAGUAUUUACUGGUUAAAAAGUUUUAAUUAGUUGCUAAAUAUUUCUACAAAUAACAGCUAUUAGAUUAAAAUUUUAUAUAGUACAAUUUAUAGCU
Molecule: messenger RNA, 1403 nt
Organism: Cotesia glomerata
Lineage: Eukaryota; Metazoa; Arthropoda; Insecta; Hymenoptera; Braconidae
Product: probable serine hydrolase
Exons: 6
Coding region: 301-1227 (308 amino acids)
Source: RefSeq, a predicted model, not a curated record